Messenger RNA from Camponotus floridanus (Florida carpenter ant), 765 nucleotides. RefSeq names its product ES1 protein homolog, mitochondrial. Lineage: Eukaryota; Metazoa; Arthropoda; Insecta; Hymenoptera; Formicidae. The coding region runs from base 1 to 765 and encodes 254 amino acids. The transcript is spliced from 4 exons. The record is from RefSeq and is a predicted model, not a curated record.
AUGGGGGCCACUAGCCAGCUUCGUGCCUUCGUCGCGACUUCAGGAACUCCUGUUGCCGAGUCUGCUGAAAGCUGUACAUCCGAAGAACUGAUUCUGUGCGGAUGCGGUCGAUUGGAUGGUACCGAAAUUUCAGAAGCUGUUUCGACGGCCAUACACUUACGGCAGAAAGAUAUGAAGCCCCUAUUUUAUGCUCCGAACAUUGAGAUUAGUGGCGUAGUCGAUCAUUAUACUAGAAAGACAACAGAUAAUACUACCUGUUCUUCUAGAAAUGCUCUUGUGGAAGCUGCCAGAUUAGCAAGAGCAUGUAUAAAACCUCUGACCGAAUGCGAAGUUUGUACACAUGAUGCUCUUAUUAUACCCGGAGGAUUUGGUGCCGCACGUACUUUGAGUAAUUUUGUCGAAAAAGGUGCAAAUUGCACCGUCUUACCCGACUUGGAAAAGCUUAUAGAAGAUUUUUACUGCGAGAAAAAACCGAUCGGCACUAUAUGCAUAGCUAGUGCGCUUGUCGCUAAAGUGCUAAAAGGCGUCAAAGUUACUCUUGGCAAAGAAUCACCCAAAGAAGACUGGCCAUACGCUGAUGCUAUCAACAAGGUCAAAGAAAUGGGAGCUGAAGUAGAAAUGAAAGAUGUCAAAGGAGUAACACGAUGCAAACAGUUCAACGUUGUUAGUACACCAGCCUGGUUGUAUGAGCCUGCUACUUAUUCAGAUAUUCACGAAGGUAUCGGUAAAUUUGUCACGACACUAAAAAAAUGUAUAAAUAAGUAA